Molecule: messenger RNA, 1512 nt
Organism: Vittaforma corneae ATCC 50505
Lineage: Eukaryota; Fungi; Microsporidia; Nosematidae
Exons: 1
Coding region: 1-1512 (503 amino acids)
Source: RefSeq, a predicted model, not a curated record
AUGAAAGUCUUUAUCUCGAACAACUACGGAGGUGAAAUCUGCAAAUUUGAAUUUGUAAGAGAGGAAGAAGACUGCUUUGGAUUCGCUGUGAAGAUCAACGGAUUUAUAGAGACAAACAGUGUUAGAAUUCAGCAUUUAGCCAGCACAAGCAAGUUUGUGAAAGACGAGCUUUAUUUUAAAAUUCCAAGAAACAUCAUCCCCACAUUCCAAAGCAAAAACUUUAAAGUUGAGUAUAGGGCCGACUGUACAAUGGUUUACAAAGAUAAGAAACAAGGCUUUACUUUUCCAAUAAAUAUAUUCAACAACAAUAUCGAAGAUUUUAAUUAUCGAGAUCCUAUAUAUAUAGAGCUGGGAAUCAUAGAGGAAGACGAAUUUAUAAAAAAUAGAGCAACGGUCUGCCGGAUAUUACUGGAUAAUAUGAAUAUAGGCGACAAUCCGCUGAACUACUUCAACUAUACCUUAGAGAAUAAUGAUACAAGCAACAGGCCGGAAUCUGUCUCAUUUAUAGAGAGAAAGAUGGAAUACGGCACGCCCGUCUCUUCGCCAUCGAUAGACCUUGCAGACUUAGAGUCGGCAGCGGCCGAUAAGCAGCUUAAAAUGGCAUCAGAUAGUGAUACAAAUAGUAUGCAAAACAACAAUGUGGUCCUAAGCUCUGAAGAACCAUCAGAGCUGUUUUCGGAUGGUAUAGCCAUAGGCAAUAAGACUAGUAUUAAAAAAGAUGUGAGCACCAGUAAUUCACAAUGGCAACAAUCAGACAAUAAAGAUAAAAAAGAAGAAGACAGCACCAUUGAUAGUAUUUCAGAACCUCUUCCAAUACGAAACAUGGACGAAGCUAAACACUUAGAUUUGUUAAACAGCUUUCCUGAGCAGUUGCUUGAUGAAGUUAGAUCUGUAGCCGAGAAUAUUGUCGAUGAAGCCAUCAAGCAAGCACAUAGACCAGAUAAUUCAGUAUUAGAAAAGUGCGAAAAGGAAGAUAUGGCAAGACCAAUUUCAGACGAGUUGAAACGGAGUUUAGGUCAAAUUUUGUCAAAAAUGUUUGAAGAAAAAUGCAAAAUUGAGUCAGAAAUGCUAAAAACGUUGCAGAAGAUCCAACAAAAUACUAGAACGCCUGUAUUUUCAGAAAGAAAUGUUCUUCAAAUACAGAAUGAUGAAAGCUCAUACGUUGUGAUGGGCGAGGAUGGUAAGUUAGCAUCAAUCUACCAUCCGAGGUUCAUUCAAAGCCAAAGCUAUGUGAAGAUAGUCUAUUUGAAGAAUGUAAGGAACACGCAAGUCCAGAUUUGGAGAGAAGAUAUGGCAGAUGGAAGGCUUAUAGACGCCCAGAGCAUCUAUUCAGUAACAUUUGAUUCUGAUAAUUGCUUGAAGAAAAUUUUUGAAUUUGAUAUUGAUGGAUUUACACUCAAAACCUUUGCUUUUGAGGUGUUGUAUGUGCUAAAGAUUGAAAUGGAUGGCUCGGAGAUCAGGGUGCCUUUAACUGUUUUAUCACCAAAUACCAUAACGUCAAUUAGCAAUUAA